Pseudophryne corroboree (corroboree frog) is the source of this 2199-nucleotide messenger RNA. RefSeq names its product ly6/PLAUR domain-containing protein 5-like. The record is from RefSeq and is a predicted model, not a curated record. The transcript is spliced from 8 exons. Gene Ontology annotation, cellular component: plasma membrane. NCBI's taxonomy places the organism in Eukaryota, Metazoa, Chordata, Amphibia, Anura, Myobatrachidae. The coding region runs from base 408 to 1526 and encodes 372 amino acids.
ACUGGAGUCAUGCAUGCGUACAGAAAAAACAGAUAAGCUACAGCAUGAAAGGAUCUGAACAGGGGUAUAGGGAUCUGAAAGGAUCCAUUUUUUCGCAGACACAGACUUUCUGCCCAUAGGAAGGUGCAGGUCUACCUGAAGAUAGUGCAAGUUCCCACAGUCAAGUUCCGAAAAAUGUGUACUUCCAGAGCUGGAUGAAUUUAGGUCCCCAUACUAUUGUAUGGGAGCAACACAGCUGAACGGCACUGAGAGGCCUCUUUUGCUUUGAGUGUUACAACUGUAAUGAAGCUGUGGAAGAGGUGUGCACUCAGACUACAAACUGCAGUGAAACGAGUUCUUGCAGAGGAACUAUUGUCUCUUUGACAGCAGGUACUCGGACAGAGACCAGGAGACUGAAGGGUUGUGGAAUGAAUUCUUCAUCAUCUAUUAAUGAUACUUUUUAUGUCAGUACCACGCAAUUGAUUAUUGGAGCCCAUACAGUUGAAUGUAACUCAUCAAAGUGUAAUGCUAAUAUCUCUGACGUCAUCGCAAUACCUACCCAACCACCAGGCCUGAACAGCUCAGGAAAUGACCUGAUGUGUUACUCCUGCUUCAGCACCAAUGCAGCACAAUGCUCUGAGGAAGUAGCAGAAACGGUGAAAUGUCCAGAAAACUUUGAUACCUGUUAUGAAGCAAGUGGCAGUCUGAGUAUAGGCCUCCUCUGCUUGGAGUGUCACACCUGUAAUGAAGCUGUGGAAGAGGCGUGCACUGAGACUACAGGUUGCAGUAGUGGAAUGAGCAGCUGCACAGGAACUAUUGUCUAUAUGGCAGCAGGUACCCGGAAGGAGACCAGGAUACAGAAGGGUUGUGGAACAGGUGUUCCGUCGACUGUCAUUGCUAGUACUGAUGUCUAUGGAUUCCAUAUUCGAGGCCAAAAAUCUGAAUGUAGCACCUCAAAUUGCAAUGCUAAAAUCCCUGACUUCCUCAAAAUUCCAACUGAAACACCAGGACUGGACAGCUCAGGAAAUGACCUGAGGUGUUUCUCCUGCAUCAGCACCAAUGUAACGCAAUGCUCUGACGAAGUAGCGGAAAAGGUGAAAUGUCCAUUUGGCUUUAAUACCUGUUAUGAAGCGAAAGGCAGUCUGUCUAUCGGUGAUUUCCCCAUUACUUUGUUUGUAAAACAAUGUUCUCAAUUCACCAGCAGCUCCAUUAAAAUAAAUACAGGGUUGUACACACUCUCACUGGACGCCUUGCACUGCUCGGGAAAUCUUUGCAAUGGGAAUCUGAAGACUACAGUUCCUCCUACUACUGAUAUCUCCACUACAAUUCUUCCUUCUCCCACAACUGAUACUUCCAGUACGAUUCUUCCUUCUCCCACAACUGAUACCUUCAGUACAAUACUUUCUACUCCCAGUGAAAAUACAACCCGUGUCAUUACUACUCCCAGAGGAACAGCCAGGAGCCCUACAACAUCUAGUAGCCUUACAGUAACCAGCCCUUGGUAUCUGCUCCUGCUUACUCUGCUUCUUAUUGCCUCCUCACUGUAACUACAGAAACAAUCUCAUCAAUUUUCCAGAUCACUAUGGAUGGUAAAAAUGUGUUAAAAUAGUUAAUUAUCCUUAAUUCUUGAGAAUGUACUUGCCUUUGAAGGCUUUGAUACCUAGUAAAAUAAUAACAUAGUUUCUAAGGUUGAAAAAAGACAAUUUGUCCAUCAUGUUCAACCUGUUAGUGAUCUCCUACACUGUAAUAUUUUAAAGACUAAUUUUAACUGUGGUGAAUUUUAUUCAUUACUGUAUGUCUAUUCCUCUUUUUUUUUAUUACUAUAAUGCAUGAUCUACUCACCAUAGCCCUGUAUAUCCUUAUCCAUUAGGAAUUUAUCUAGCCCAUUCUUAAAAGUAAUGACGGAGUCCGUUACUAUUCUACCAGUCAGGGAAUUCCAGAUAAGUAUUGUCCUUAUACUGUGAAGAAACCUUUCCGUCUCUGGGGUAUAUUUACUAAGUUCCCGAUUUUGACCGAGAUGCCGUUUUUUCAUCAAAGUGUCAUCUCGGUAAUUUACUAAGCACUAAUCACGGCAGUGAUGAGGGCAUUCGUAAUUUUUUGCAAGUUCAGGUAAAAAAUUAAGAAUGAAUAUGAAUACACCAUCGGUCAAAACGCGGCUGUUUAAGUAUGAAUCUCGGUCAUUUACUAAGAAGUGCAAAGCAAAAAAAGAACAAACACUGC